GGCUGAGGAGCAAACCCAAGACUGAGCAUGUUAAGUGAGGACUCCUGGUUAUUUUUAUAGUUCGGCAGAUUUUUUUUUUCAACUAGUUAAAAAUAUGGAGCCUGAAACUGAGGGGCCGCCACCAACAAUGCAAGUAACACCUCUUCAGCAAAUGAUUGCCUCUUGUACUGGAGCUAUAUUGACAUCACUAAUGGUGACACCCCUGGAUGUUGUUAAAAUUCGACUCCAAGCCCAGAACAACCCAUUCCCCAAAGGAAAGUGUUUUCUGUACAGUAACGGACUCAUGGAUCACAUGUGUGUCUGUGAAGAUGGGAGCAAGAAAGCAUGGUACAAGAAGCCAGGAAAUUUCCAGGGAACACUGGAUGCCUUUUUAAAGAUUCUUCGAAAUGAGGGCAUUAAAUCCCUGUGGAGUGGCCUCCCUCCUACUCUAGUGAUGGCGGUUCCUGCCACAGUUAUUUAUUUUACCUGCUAUGACCAAUUAAGUGCUCUGUUGAGAGCUAAGUUAGGGGAGAAUGAAACCCGCAUCCCAAUAGUUGCUGGAAUUGUUGCCCGGUUUGGUGCAGUAACAGUGAUAAGCCCAUUAGAGUUGAUCAGAACUAAGAUGCAGUCUAAAAGGUUUUCUUACAAGGAACUACAUCGAUUUGUGAGCAUGAAGGUGUCUGAAGAUGGCUGGAUCUCCCUUUGGAAGGGCUGGGCUCCCACUAUUCUCAGAGAUGUGCCUUUCUCAGCAAUGUACUGGUAUAACUAUGAAAUUUUAAAGAAGUGGUUGUGUGAGAAAUCUGGUUUAUAUGAACCGACAUUUAUGAUCAACUUUGCUUCAGGGGCAUUGUCUGGUUCUUUUGCAGCUGUUGCGACUUUGCCAUUUGAUGUAGUGAAAACACAGAAGCAGACGCAACUCUGGACGGACAGCAGUGGUAGAGUUCCUGUGCCUUUGCAUGUGUCAACCUGGGCUAUAAUGAAGAACAUUGUUUCUGAAAAUGGAUUUUCUGGGUUGUUUACAGGUCUGAUUCCUCGAUUAAUCAAAAUUGCUCCUGCUUGUGCCAUUAUGAUCAGCACAUAUGAAUUUGGAAAGGCUUUUUUCCAGAAACAAAACAUUGAAAGGCAGUAAUUCUCUUGAUGGACUUUUGACUUAAAAUGUCAACCAAAGCCAAACGAGGUGAAGAUUGAUAGGCAAGAUGGGUUUUUUUCAACAUUAUUCUCUUACAGUGUGAAUUUAUCUGUCUUCCCUAUAAUUUAAAUGAAUAAUAAUUUCUAAUCUACCUCUAAACCAUAAUCCUAGUUUUAAUUUUAUGAGAUUUUAAAAACAUAAUCCAGAAGCUGCAGCUAUUUUGUAAUCUUGCAGAGAAAAUUACUUCUUAGGAGAGAAAGAGAUUUCUGAGUGCAUAUAGCAUUCCAUAUUUCAGCAUAAGUUAGUGCUUGAAUAUGGUGGUGCAUCAGGGCAUUUGGAUUGGGUACUGAAUAGUGCAGUCUAGAGAUUUAAGUUCAUUCUCAUGCAGUCUGAUCACACACACUUGGAUUCCGGAGAGUAGGAGGAGGUGUCAGGCGGCAUUGCUCACAUACCUCCGAUGGUAGCUGGGAACUUCUCAAUUGAAGCAUUCGGUGUUCCCUGGCUCCUGAGACUGCUUUAAGGCCUCCCGCAGUUUGGAAUUUCCCCAAUGAAAGGUGUGACCACUUUAUAUGAACCAGAGUAUAGUCAUGUACACAAUGUGGCUCUUGACAUUUUAAGACUAACAACCCUUCUCUAAUGUUUCUGUGGGGCGUAUUUUCACUGAUGUAUAAUCACGCAAAUUUGGAUCUGCAGUAGAAAACCAUGCUGUACUUAGACUAGUGGGAGAAAAUGGUUCUGAGCACAGGAAUGUGCUCUUUACCUAGCUUGUCUUCCAAGUGUCAUUGUUGUAGAGUUCUCUAGGUCAUUUCUACAUACCCUAAUCUAAAAGACCAAAAUAAACAAUCCAAAAAUUUCAAGUCUUUUCUGUGAUAUCCCCAGACGAUGCUGCUACAAGUGGGAAAUCACGGCCUUCCUUCGGUGACAGCAUACAAAAUGUGUGCACACAGAAAUAUCACACAGAUUGCCUUCUGGCUGCUUGUAUAAGUUGUACAUGAAACGUGAAUAUAUUUAUCAUCAAGUAGGAAUGAGGUUCUUAAAAAUUAGAUUUACUUGUUCUUUGUGUAUGUCUGUGUAUGUAUGAAGGUCAGAGGAAAACUUUGAUGAGUUAGUUCUUACCUUCCACCAUGUGGGUCUUGGGAUUUGAACUGAGGUCCCCAGGCUUAGCAGCAAGUGCCUUUACCCACUGAGCCAUCUUAAUGGCCCAGGAAUGAGAAUGUUAAGUAUGAUUGGAAUGUAGCUCAGGGGUAGAACACUUGCCUCUGAAAUGUGAAACUCUUGAGUUUGAUCUCCAGCUCAGAAGAUAAAUAAUUUAAAUAACUAAAUGAGAUGGCAAUGUAAGAAAUGCCAUUCUGUUUUACUUAUUCCAGUGAAGCAAAAAGCACUUUAUUACAUUCUGUGUGCGGUGUAUGAAACAGGAAGUACCCCUCCCUGCUCAACAGCGUAUUGUAUUUGGUGACAGUGAUCUCUAGUGUUGGUGGGAGGAUAAAUGUACAGUACAAAGUGUUCGUAUGUUUCAUCAGAAAUAAAUGAUACAGGGUUUAUUGUAUCAUGGAUUUUACGUUACAAUCCUGUGUUGAUUUACAUUAAAAUUUUAAUAUAUCCAUA
Messenger RNA from Myodes glareolus (Bank vole), 2713 nucleotides. The record is from RefSeq and is a predicted model, not a curated record. NCBI's taxonomy places the organism in Eukaryota, Metazoa, Chordata, Mammalia, Rodentia, Cricetidae.